Eimeria tenella is the source of this 1299-nucleotide messenger RNA. RefSeq lists its product as uncharacterized. NCBI's taxonomy places the organism in Eukaryota, Apicomplexa, Conoidasida, Eucoccidiorida, Eimeriidae. The coding region runs from base 1 to 1299 and encodes 432 amino acids. The transcript has 2 exons. The record is from RefSeq and is a predicted model, not a curated record.
AUGAGCGAACUCCUGCUGCGCAGCCCCCCCGACGGUGAAGACCCCCCGGAGGCAGCAGCAGCUUCGAGGUCACCUGUGGGGGAGGGGCCCCCCCCGGCCGCAGAGGGCCCCCCCAGCCGCCGCGGCAGCAGCAGCAGCAGCAGCAGCUUGGGGGGCCCCUUCUCUGCUGCUCCUGCUUUGCUGCUGAGCUCUCAGUCUUCAGCGCUGCAGAGUCUCCUUUCAACUCGAGAGCCUUCGGGGCCGCUGCCGCCCUCAACUCCUCCUGCUGCGCUGCUUCCACUUGCUGCAGCAGACAGCAGCAGCAGCAGCAGCAGCGGGAACGGCGGCGGCAGCAGCAGCGGCAGCAGCGGCAGAAGAGCCAACGGCAACGGCGGCAGCAGCAGCGCAGCAGCUGCGGAUUGGACCGCAGCGGAGCAGCAGGAAGGCGAGGGGGAGGAGCAGCAGCAAGGACUGCAGCAGCAGCAGCUGCUGCAGCAGCAAGAGCUGACGUUUAGCAGCUUCGGCCAGCCCCUCAGCUCGCGCACAAGUUCUUUGUCCCGCAGCAGAACUGCAGCAGGAAGCAGCAGCAGCACAGCAGCGGAGAUCGAGACCCACAGUAGCAGCAGCACCACGUACAGCAGCAGCAGCAGCACCAGCAGCAGCAGCAGCAGCAGCGGCUGGCUGCCUGUAGAACAAGAGCCUUCUGCGUCUUUCACUGCAGCAGGGCCUUUAGGUUUCGGUCCUGCUGCUGCUGCCUCUUUGGUUGGCGCUGCAGCAUUUCCCGCUGCAGCUGCUGCUGCGGCUCCCCCGCCGCCCCUUGCUGCUGCUGCUGCUGCUGCUGCCACAGAGGGCCCAAGGGGCCUCCGUGCUGCUGUUCGGGGGGGCCUCGAGCGGCUUUUGCGGAUGUCAUCUUUUAGGCGAGAGGCUGAGGGGCCCCCCAGCAGCUACUCGUGUGCUGCUGCUGCUGCUGCAGCAGCAGCUGCUGCUGCUGCUGAGGGAGCAGCAGCAGGCCGCAGCAGCAGGGCCGCGCUGCCGCUGGCGCAGUACCCGCUGCAGCUUGGGGUGUAUGGACAGCAGCAGCAGCAGCAAGAGGCGCCUUACGGAGCUGCGAAUGCAGACUCAAGGGCCCACUGGGUGCUGCUGCUGGAGCUGCAGCGCGUGCGCAGCGACUUGGCGCUGCUGCAGCAGCAGCAGCAGCAGCAGCAGCAGCCUUCCAUUGUCAUUCAAAACAACACAGCAGUUUCAGCAAAGGCGGAGGGCGGGGCCCCGCUGCAGCAGCAAAAUGGCGGCAGCUGGGUGCCGCAGUGCGUCACCCUGUAA